Messenger RNA from Diorhabda carinulata, 1314 nucleotides. Its product is annotated as solute carrier family 35 member E2A. The transcript is spliced from 7 exons. The record is from RefSeq and is a predicted model, not a curated record. The coding region runs from base 193 to 1239 and encodes 348 amino acids. Gene Ontology annotation, cellular component: Golgi apparatus. Gene Ontology annotation, molecular function: antiporter activity. Lineage: Eukaryota; Metazoa; Arthropoda; Insecta; Coleoptera; Chrysomelidae.
AACCCAGUACUAGAAUUAAGUUGAAAUAUAGCGGGUUCUAUAAUCCACGACACUCUAUAAGAUAAUGAACGAAAGGAAAGGGUAGAAAGGAACCUUGAGUAGGUUAUAAAAGCAUUCGAAAUGUUUUAGUCAUUUCACCGUGUCACGCUUAUUAGAAUUAUUUUUCUUCUACGCGAAUCAAAUUAUGUUAAAAUGGAAAAAAAUCAACCAAUAAUUGCAUCCACUAAAGAAACCGAAAGUAAUAGUUUAAAGAAAGACGUACCGUUAGAAAAAUAUAAAAACGGUCUCACCAGUAUUAGAGCUAUUGUAUUCUUAUUGUUGUGGUAUUUUUUUAGCGGCUGUACUUUAUUUUUAAAUAAAUAUAUCUUGACUUACGAAAAUGGAAAUCCCACUGUUCUAGCUGCUUGUCAGAUGUUAAUGACAGCAACUUGUGGAUUUAUUCAAUUAUAUUUUCCAUGUGGUAUGUACAAACCUAUGCAGAGAUUAAGUAAACCUCCUGGUUUUUACCGUCAUAUGAUUUUAGUUGGUUGUUUUAGGUUUUUUACAGUUGUGUUAGGUUUAAUAGCACUUAAUUAUGUAGCUGUUAGUUUUACAGAAACUAUAAAAAGUUCCGCACCUUUAUUUACAGUUUUGAUAUCAAGAUGUCUUUUAGGGGAACAGACGGGAUUGUAUGUGAAUUUGAGUCUACUUCCAGUUAUGUCGGGAUUAGCUUUGUGUUCUAUAAAUGAAGUUAGUUUUGAAUUGACGGGGUUUUUGGCAGCAAUGGCUACAAAUGUUACAGAAUGUAUUCAAAAUGUGUAUUCCAAAAUGCUAAUUUCUGGAGAUAAAUUUAAAUACACUCCAGCUGAAUUGCAAUUUUAUACCAGUGUUGCUAGCAUUGUAGUACAAAUACCAGCAACUUUGUUGAUGGUAAAAUUUUCGUUUGAUGACAAAAUUGGAUAUAAACUUUUGUUAUCCUUCGUAUUGAACGGGAUAUUUUUCCAUUUUCAAAGUAUAACAGCUUACGUACUUAUGGAUUAUAUUAGUCCAGUCACGCACAGUGUGGCAAAUACGGCCAAAAGGGCGUUUUUGAUAUGGUUAUCGGUGAUAAUGUUUGGUAAUCCAGUGACAUUGCUCAGUGGAUUGGGUACAAUAACUGUGAUAGUUGGAGUUUUAUUGUAUAUUAAAGCGCAAGAAUAUGAUCAAAAUGACAAACUUACUUCUGGAAAUUUAGUUCACAGAAAGCACUUGUAUGUAUAAUUAAUGCAAUGUAUAUAUUGAUGUAAAUAUAUAUAAACGAAAUAGUGUGUUUUCAAUAAAAAUCCACGUUCGUUA